Nerophis lumbriciformis (worm pipefish) is the source of this 1596-nucleotide messenger RNA. The record is from RefSeq and is a predicted model, not a curated record. Lineage: Eukaryota; Metazoa; Chordata; Actinopteri; Syngnathiformes; Syngnathidae.
AUGGCCCCCAUCUCCAUCAAGAACGUUUUGAUCAGCGAAAGCGUUGACCCUCGCUGCAGGAGCAUCCUGGAAGAAAAUGGCAUCCGAGUAACGGAGAGGCACAACAUGAACAAGGAGGAAUUGAUCGCCGAGCUCAAGGACUACGAUGGCCUUGUGGUGAGAUCUGCUACCAAGGUGACAGCUGACAUCAUAAACGCCGCCGGCAACCUCAAAAUCAUCGGGAGAGCCGGAACCGGCGUGGACAACGUGGAUGUGGAUGCUGCCACCAAGAUGGGCGUCAUUGUCAUGAACACGCCGAGUGGCAACACAAUCAGCGCGGCUGAGCUGACCUGCGCCCUCAUCAUGAGCCUCUCCAGAAACGUGCCCCAAGCUACAAUGUCCAUGCGAGCUGGCAACUGGGAUCGCAAAAAGUUCAUGGGAUCCGAGCUGUAUGGCAAAGUGCUUGGAAUAGUUGGACUUGGGAGAAUAGGAAAGGAGGUGGCCAACAGAAUGCAGGCAUUUGGCAUGAAGACUAUCGGCUAUGAUCCGAUCACUCCAGUUGAGGUUUCAGCCAGUUGGGGGGUGGAGCAGAUGUCUCUGGAACAGCUUUGGCCUCUCUGUGACUACAUCACAGUCCAUACUCCAUUAAUGCCCUCCACUGUUGGCCUACUCAAUGAUGAAACCUUUGCCAAAUGCAAAAGAGGAGUCAAAGUUGUGAACUGCGCACGUGGCGGCAUCAUCGACGAAGCCGCUCUCCUCCGAGCUUUGGAGUCCGGACAGUGCGGAGGAGCCGGCCUCGAUGUCUUUGUGGAGGAGCCACCGCGGGAACGCUCGCUGGUCAACCAUCCCAACGUGAUCAGCUGCCCGCAUCUCGGCGCCAGCACCAAAGAGGCGCAGGCGCGAUGUGGCCAGGACAUCGCAUUGCAGAUUGUCGACAUGGUGAAGGGCAAAAAGCUGGUUGGAGCGGUAAAUGCACAAGUUUUGGCAAGCACUUUCUCCCCCGACUCUUCUCCGUUGAUCAAACUCGGAGAAGCCAUCGGGGCUGUGCUGCAGUCUUGUAGCGUGUCGAAGACUCCACUUAGCCACGUGCAAAUCACUUCUCAAGGAGACAGCAUGAAGUCGUCUGCCAAUUACAUGACAGCCGCCGUGCUGGUGGGUCUGCUUAACGGCAAAUCUGGCCUUUGCCCGAAUUUCGUCAACGUACUGAGUCUGGCUGAGGAAUCUGGAAUCACGGUAAACCAAAGCCACAGCUCGUCAGACGAAGGCUCCGCCGAAGCGUGCGUGGUGGAGAUCUUGACAGACGGGUGCAGCUACAAGGCCACCGGCACGGUUCAAGGCGGCCGCCCGGUCCUGCUGGAGCUAAGCGGCAGCGUGUUCCGACAGCCGGUGGCACUCGUUGGGAAUUUGCUCUUCUUCAAGGCCUCUGCCAGUCCUCUGCUGCUUUCCUCAUUGGCUGGCCUGCUCGCCACAGAGCGAAUCCAAAUAGAGUCCUUCAGCGCUCCAGCCGAGCGCUCCGGAGACGCGAGCUGUUGGUACUGCGUCGGGGUGUCUUCUCUGCUGCGAAACCUCAGUGCCUUGAAGCCCUUGGUUCAGGAGGCGGCUCAGCUCCGUGCUUGA